GGCCCGGCCGAGGACCCCUCCAAAACUUGGACCCCCCCUCCUUCUCCCCCUACUACCCAUCCCCCAAAUAUUGACUUGCGGCUUUGCGACGCGACUCCCGCUCCCAGACCCGCGACAAGCAAUUAAUGAAGAUGCCGCAGUCAUGACAGCCUCCACAAACUCGGAUGCCCAGCUCUUGACUGAGCAUUUUGGCUACCCCCCAGUCAGUCUCAUUGAUGACAUUAUCAACUCUAUAAACAUCCUUGCCGAGCGCGCCCUCAAUUCGGUCGAGCAAGGCCUGCUGAACGCGCCGCCCGCGCUCCUGGGCUUCAAGCUACCGAAAAACGCAAAGCCCGACGACCAUGCGCCUGAUCCGGCCGAAUUGGCCAAGAACGAGGUAGAGGCCGGCACCCAUCAGCUUGAGACGUUGUUAUGUGCGAGCAUCGACCGCGACUUCGACAAGUUUGAGAUCUACAUUUUGCGCAACAUCCUGACCGUGCAGCCAGCCGAUGUCCGCAAUUGGAUACGACUGAGCCACUACGAUGGCUUGGACUUCUCGUCGUCACACAUCACAGACGAGACCGCCGAGCAAGGCACAAGCGCGACAGCUUCGGACAAGCCUACUUUGAGCUCAAUAGGCCAGCUCAGGCAAAGACUGCGCGAGAGCAUGCGCCUUAACGCACUCCUGCACGCCGAGCACGAACGAAACGCGAAGCUGCUGGCAGAUCUGAGGGGCCUUGUGGGCGCCAGAGACGACAAGGUCAAGGACGAGGACACCUCGAUGCAAGACGACGGCAACGCGGGACCCAUGGCCUUCCUACGCGACGGAGUUACCCAGCUCAAGGAUGCCGGUGCAGACACGCCACUUACCACCACUACAGCUUUCACACUCUCGCAACUACAAGCGCUUCGGGCGUUGUCUACAUCAUUGCGGACUAUGACGCCACACCUACAGCCCGCCGAGAGUACUGAGGAAGGGUCCGAUAAUGUCCACAAGAGCUGGCGUCGCGAACGAUUGGAAUAUGUUGAAGGUGCUACAAGACGGUACCUCGAGAAUGUGCAGGGACUCGAGCUGGGUAAAGACGGCGAAGUGAGAGAUGGAGAGUGGCAGGCCGAAGGUCCGAACUUGGGCAAAGGCGAAGUUGAAGGGUUGGAGAGGGUCGUGUCAAUGCUCGGCGGCGAAGCUGGUGCAACGGCUUCAAGAGAUGACGCACGUAUGGACGAGUCUUGAGAUGAGCGGUUCCGCCAAGGUUAUGGUCUGGCAUGAGAAGCCAUCAUUGAUAGGAGUUUAGGAGUUUGGUUAAGGUAUCAUGAACUACUUGAAUGCCGAGGGUAAACCCGGUAUCCGUUCAAGCAUCCAUCUAGGAGUAAUAAAGGCGA
Truncatella angustata is the source of this 1359-nucleotide messenger RNA. RefSeq names its product Mis12 protein-domain-containing protein. NCBI's taxonomy places the organism in Eukaryota, Fungi, Ascomycota, Sordariomycetes, Amphisphaeriales, Sporocadaceae. Bases 143 to 1210 code for a protein of 355 amino acids. Gene Ontology annotation, cellular component: chromosome, centromeric region; nucleus. The record is from RefSeq and is a predicted model, not a curated record. The transcript is spliced from 2 exons. Gene Ontology annotation, biological process: mitotic cell cycle; protein localization to kinetochore; kinetochore assembly.